Molecule: messenger RNA, 2166 nt
Organism: Heterocephalus glaber (naked mole-rat)
Lineage: Eukaryota; Metazoa; Chordata; Mammalia; Rodentia; Bathyergidae
Source: RefSeq, a predicted model, not a curated record
UUUGGAAAGGAUUGUGGGAAGCCAGCCUCUCUCGAGUUCCUAUUCUUUGAAAUGUGAUCUUUGCCUCCUGCAUACAUUUCUACUGUCCACUGGCAAAGCUGAGCUGAUCCUGGUUCUAUGCCUUUGAAUCUCCAGAAUGCUUCUCCCCACAGUCAGUUGUGAGGAACAUGGAAGGAUAGUGUCUAAAGCUGGGUCUGAUGUCCUGGUCUGGGUAGCCUGUCUGCUCUUGGCAUUUCCUGCCACAGCCACUGAGCCCCAAACCGCUCAGCCUGAAGUGGACACCCGCCUGGGCUGUGUGCAAGGCCAGCAGGUGGGCGUGAAGGGGACAGACCGCCUUGUGAAUGUCUUCCUGGGCAUCCCAUUUGCACAGCCACCCCUGGGGCCUCUCAGGUUCACUCCCCCACUGCCAGCACAGCCCUGGGAAGGUGUACGGGAUGCUGGCACUGACCCCUCAAUGUGCAUGCAGCACAUAGAAAGAAUGAACAAUACCAGAUUCUGGCUCAAUGGAAAACACAAAAUCUUCCCUAUUUCUGAGGACUGCCUCAUCCUAAACAUCUACAGCCCAGCUAAGGCCACUACAAAGGCCAGGAAGCCAGUCAUGGUACGGAUCCAUGGAGUCGUGGUGAUUGGCUCUGCCUCCUCCCAGGAUGGAUCAGCCCUGGCUGCCUAUGAGGGUGUGGUAGUGGUCACAGUUCAAUACCACCUUGGGAUCUUUGGCUUCUUUAGCACUGGGGACAAGCAUGUGCCUGGCAACCAGGCCUUCCUAGAUGUGGUGGCUGCUCUAUGCUGGGUGCAGGAGAACAUCACUCCCUUCAGGGGUGAUCCCAACUGUGUCAGCAUCAUUGGCGGAUCUGCAGGUGGCAGCAUUGUCUCUGCCCUGGUGCUGUCUCCAAUGGCCAUGGGACUGUUCCACAGAACCAUUGCACAGAGUGGAGUCAUCUUUGCCCCACUGUUAAGAGGAUCUGACUUAUGGCUCAAAGCUCAGGGGGUUCUGCUUUGCUUUCUCCUGCAGAAAAUGAUAGUCUCGACCUACACCAUAGAUGGCUCUUUCUUUCCCAAAAGCCCUGAGGAGCUCCUGAAGGAAAGGCAGUUCCACCCUGUGCCCUUCCUCAUAGGUGUCAACAGUCAUGAGUUUGGAUGGCUCAUCCCCAGGGCCUGGGGUAUGCUGGAUAAGAUGGAGCAGAUGAACCAGGAAUACAUGCUGGAUGUCUUCAAGCCCUGCUUGGCCAGUCUGAACGUGCCCCCUGAGAUGAUGUCCAUGGUCAUAGACCAGUAUAUAGGCAGUGGCUCAGAUGCACAACCCAGACGUGAAGACUUCCAGGAACUGGCUGGCAAUAUCUUCUUCAACAUCCCUGCUUUGAAUUUCUCAAGACACCUCCAAGAUUCUGGGGCCCCCGUUUUUUUCUAUGAGUUCCAGCAUGUACCUAGCUCUUUUGUAAAGAUCAAGCCACCCUGGGUGAAGGCUGACCAUGUGGCUGAGAUCGUAUUCAUGUUUGGGGGUCCUUUCCUCAUGGAUGAAAACACCCUCCUGGCCUUUCCAGAGGCCACAGAGGAGGAGAAGCAGCUGAGCCUCACCAUGAUGGCCCAGUGGGCCCACUUUGCCCGAACAGGGGACCCCAAUGGCGAAGGGCUGCCUCUUUGGCCCCGAUUCAACCAGUGGGAGUAAUACUUGGAGAUCAGCCUCGUGCCACAGAUCAGGCAGAAGCUGAAGAAGGCCCAGAUGCAGUUCUGGACAGAGACACUCCCCAGCAAGAUCCAACAGUGGCAUCAACAGAAGCAAGGCAGGAAGGCCCCAGAGGAGCUCUGAGGCAAGGUCUGGGUUUUCUUGACUGGGGCCAACCCAAAGGGUGGCAGUGUCUCAGCCAGGUGGCCUCUCUCUACUCUUGCUAAGAGACUUUAACCUAAACUGGGCUGAUGUGGGCUUGUGUCCCUUCAUGCAUCAGCCACUGCAGUACUGGCAUGGUUCCCUUUUGAAAUGUCACCAAGCUACUUCCCACCUCUGGGCCUUUGCACAAGUUCCUGCUUCUCCCUGAAGUGCCUUGCCCCCUUCCUUCCUGAAAGGCCUAGAUCAUUGGUCAAGCUCUUCCCCAGGAAGACUUUACUGCUUUCUCUGGGCCCUGUGGCCCUGAAUGUGUGUCCAUUACAGCACAACUCACCCUAAGCUCC